Messenger RNA from Phyllotreta striolata, 837 nucleotides. The record is from the annotation of a GenBank genome assembly. Lineage: Eukaryota; Metazoa; Arthropoda; Insecta; Coleoptera; Chrysomelidae.
GUUAAAUUGCCUGGAAUGUACAAAUUACUUUUCUUAGUGCUCAUUGAAGUAUGGCUACCCCAAAGGGCCCUCAGCGACCCUUCUGACGCCAGUUUGGGCGACUACCCUUACACGGCCUCCCUAAAAAUAAACAGCCACCCUUACGCCAAGGCCUAUAUGCACACAUGCGGCGGCACCAUUUUAAACGAAGAAUGGGUACUCACAGCCGCCUCCUGCGUCGACGGCGGUACCACCUGGGAGACCCUCGAAGCAGUUGAUGUGGGCUAUGUAUACGAAUUCAGCAAUGCAAGGCAGAGAAUUGGGGUAGAUAGGGUUGUGUUGCAUCCGCAUUACAACAACACGCAACCGCCCUCUCUACAUAACAUAGCUCUAAUUAAACUCGAUGGUAAAAUAACGUUUAACGAAUCCGCUAAUAAAAUCGGGUUACCAGAUAAGGGAUGGGUACCACAAGUUGCUCGUCUAGAUUUCCUCGGUUGGGGGUUACGUUCUUCGUUGUUACAACACAACGCAGUACCCUUGUUGAGCGAUAAAGAUUGUAUGGAUUUAAUAGAGGAGUACGUGCGUGAUUUGAACGGUAAAGUACCGUUCGAAAGUGAGACGAUGGCGUGCACGGGUCCCGAUUUUCCUGAUAAAUUUAUCAUAACGGAGGGCGACACUGGCGGACCUUUGGUAGCGGAUGGAAUUAUCUACGGGGUGCUCAGUUACAGGCUGGAUUUCAAUAAGCGCCGAAUGGAAAAAGUCCCCUCGGGCGUUUUCACCGAAGUGGCGCCGUAUCUUUCGUGGAUUAUAGAGAACGUGGGUGAUGUUAAUUAAAACGAUAUCAUAAGUAAAUAAAAC